Xenopus tropicalis (tropical clawed frog) is the source of this 4515-nucleotide messenger RNA. It is a transcript of the gene lats1, whose product is annotated as large tumor suppressor kinase 1. Gene Ontology annotation, cellular component: centrosome; microtubule cytoskeleton. Gene Ontology annotation, molecular function: protein kinase activity; kinase activity; protein serine/threonine kinase activity. Gene Ontology annotation, biological process: regulation of signal transduction; hippo signaling. The coding region runs from base 262 to 3615 and encodes 1117 amino acids. The record is from RefSeq and is a predicted model, not a curated record. NCBI's taxonomy places the organism in Eukaryota, Metazoa, Chordata, Amphibia, Anura, Pipidae. The transcript has 8 exons.
CCGGAGGUUGUGAAGGGGGAAAAGUUACAUCCGGGAAUCUACAAGUCAUAUAAGCCCAAAGCUCAAAAUGGCUGAGGUUUUGGGAUGAUUUGUGAAGUAACUGGUCUACAUAUUGUUUAGUUAAUUGUUUUUCCUCUCGUCCACUAAAUAAAGGGGACUAAAAACAUCACCUUUAUCCAACUUUAACUUUUACUUUGAACUGCCAAAAUUGGCUACAAUUUUAAUUCUGUGUGUGGAAGUGACGCAGAUUCAUGUGUUUUCAUGAAGAGAGGGGAAAAGCCCGAGGGUUACAGACAGAUGAGGCCCAAAACAUUUCCAGCCAGCAACUACACUGGCAGCAGCAGACAAAUGCUGCUAGAAAUUCGCGAGAGCCUCCGUCACCUGCCAAAACCAUCUGAUGUAGCCAAGAACGAGCAGCUGUCGGCCAAAGCAGAGGAUUCCAGGCAAGGGCGCAGUACCACCAAAUUCGGUACCUAUCAUAAGGCACUAGCUGAAAUUCGGAAUUCUCUUCUACCAUUUGCCAAUGUGUCAGGCUCAUCUCCAAGAGGAAAUUCAGAGAUCAACAGGCAGAUGUUUCAUGACCUGCAGCAAGCAGGUUUUGAUGAGGAUAUGGUUAUCAGAGCACUUCAGCAAACUAAUAGCCGCAGCAUUGAAGCAGCCAUUGAAUAUAUCAGCAGGAUGAACUAUCCUGAAAUGUACCAAGAACCUCACAUUGCUGCAAGAACUCUCAAUGCCAGCAUAAAACCUCCAGGCAACAUGCAGAAUCCUGUGAAUCGUAGGCAAAGCUGGAAGGGUUCUAAGGAAUCCUUGAUCCCUCAAAGGCUUGUGUCUCCUUUGUCUGACAAUGUAGUUUAUGCCUCUGAGAACUCCAGCUCCCAAACAGAAAUGGGCAGACCUUUGUCAGGUUCAGGGCUCUCUGCCUUUGCUCAAGCACUUCCUGUUAAUGGACAACGUGUGAAUCCACCACCCCCUCCUCAAAUGAGGAGUGUAACACCACCACCCCCUCCUCCUAGAGGACAAACGCCUCCUCCAAAAGGUACAACUCCUCCUCCAACAUCUUGGGAGCCUCAGCCAAAGCGAUAUUCUGGCAAUAUGGAAUUCUUAAUACCACGAAUGAACUCUAUUCCAUCUGGAAGUAGGCAAGAGGGUUUUCCAGUUUCAUCAGUUAAUACACAGUCUCAAGGGCAAAGAGCCAUAAAUUCUGUUCCUGUUGGUAGGCAACCUAUAAUCAUGCAGACCUCUAACAACAGCAAGUUUGCAUACUCUGGAAGGUCAGGGAUGCAGAAUGGUAAUGGAUCAAGUGAGUUCAUAACAAAUCAGGGAGGUGGAAAUAUUGGGGGUCGGCAGCCUCCUCCACCCUACUCUAUACCUAAUGGUCCAAACACUACAACUUUACAGGUACAAAGUGGUAGCGGUGGACCUUUAUCAUCUAAUGCUUACAAUAAUAGCAAUGUGCCCCCUUCCAUGCUUGUAUCAAAUCGAAACAGUCACAAUUUAGAGAUGUACAACAUUAGCUUGCCAGGUCACCCAACUUCCUGGCCUCAGGCUUCGUCUACACAGUCAGCUCCUGGGAGUAACCAUGACAUGCUGUCUUGGCAAACUAAUAUUCCUGUUAGGUCCAACUCUUUCAAUAAUCCAGUGGCAAGCUGGCAGGCACUGUCUACUAACACACAGACUUCUGCCACUACUGUGACUGCAGUCACUCCUUCUCCUAUUCAGCAGCCUGUAAAAAGCAUUAGGGUUUUAAAACCUGAACUACAGACUGCAUUGGCACCCACUCAUCCUACCUGGAUGACACCGAAUGUACAGCCAGGUCCUUUUCAGGAAGGUGUGUCACAUAACACUUCAGCGCAACUUGCAGAGGCACCAAAUUACCAAGGACCACCACCACCCUAUCCAAAACAUUUACUACAGCAAAACACUACUGUUUAUGAACCUGGAUUAAAAUCAAGCAAGGAGGAUGCUGCAGGUGUAUCCACAUGUACCCAAGAGGAAAUGGAGAAAAAUACAGAGCCUACUACAGGCAUCACAGAGAAAAAACAAAUAACCACAUCUCCUGUGCCAGUUAGAAGGAACAAGCGAGAUGAAGAAAGGAGGGAGUCACAAAUUCAGAGUUAUUCACCACAAGCGUUCAAGUUUUUCAUGGAACAACAUGUGGAGAAUAUACUGAAAUCCCAUCACCAGCGUCUACACCGAAAGAAGCAACUAGAAAAUGAAAUGAUGCGGGUGGGCUUGUCACAGGAAGCUCAGGACCAAAUGAGAAAAAUGCUAUGCCAGAAAGAAUCCAAUUAUAUCCGUCUGAAGAGGGCCAAGAUGGAGAAGUCCAUGUUUGUAAAAAUCAAAACUCUCGGCAUAGGGGCUUUUGGAGAGGUGUGCCUUGCUAGGAAGACUGACACCAAUGCUUUGUAUGCCAUGAAAACCCUGAGAAAAAAAGAUGUUCUUCUUCGAAACCAAGUGGCUCAUGUAAAGGCUGAGAGGGACAUCCUUGCUGAGGCUGACAAUGAGUGGGUUGUUCGACUCUAUUAUUCCUUUCAAGAUAAAGACAAUCUGUAUUUUGUCAUGGAUUAUAUUCCUGGUGGAGACAUGAUGAGUUUGCUAAUCCGAAUGGGAGUCUUCCCUGAGGACUUGGCCCGUUUCUACAUAGCUGAACUCACCUGUGCUGUUGAGAGUGUACACAAGAUGGAUUUCAUACACCGUGACAUCAAACCUGACAAUAUUCUCAUUGACCGAGAUGGCCAUAUCAAACUUACUGAUUUUGGCCUCUGCACUGGAUUUCGGUGGACACAUGACUCAAAAUACUAUCAGAGUGGUGAUCACUUGCGACAAGACAGUAUGGAUUUUAGCAAUGAAUGGGGUGAUCCAGCAAAUUGUCGCUGCGGAGACAGGCUUAAGCCACUAGAAUGGAGAGCAGCCCGACAACACCAGCGGUGCCUAGCACAUUCUUUGGUUGGGACACCAAACUAUAUUGCACCCGAGGUUCUGUUACGUACAGGUUAUACACAGCUUUGUGAUUGGUGGAGCGUUGGUGUCAUACUCUAUGAAAUGCUGGUUGGGCAGCCUCCAUUCCUUGCACAGUCUCCUGUGGAAACACAAAUGAAAGUAAUCAAAUGGCAAACAACGCUUCACAUUCCUGCUCAAGCAAAACUUUCCCCAGAAGCCUCUGACCUUAUUGUCAAGCUGUGCCGAGGUCCAGAAGACCGGUUGGGUAAGAAUGGAGUAGAUGAAAUUAAAGUACAUCCUUUCUUUAAAAACAUAGACUUCUCUAGUGACCUGCGACAACAACCUGCUCCAUAUACCCCUACAAUAACUCAUCCAACAGAUACUUCUAAUUUUGAUCCAGUGGAUCCAGAAAAAUUGUGGAAUGACGAGGACAAGGAUGGAAACAAAAAUGAUACUCUUAAUGGAUGGUACAAGAAUGGAAAACACCCUGAACAUGCCUUUUAUGAAUUCACCUUUAGAAGGUUCUUUGAUGAUAAUGGGCAUCCAUACAAUUAUCCCAAACCAUUCAGGUAUGACUAUGAUGACACCCAAGACAUGGGUGGAGAAGACUCUGACGCAGAAGAAAGUGAGCAAGAUGGCAACAGACCCCCAAACAGGGAUCUAGUAUAUGUUUAGUUGUACAUAUGUAUUAUUUAAGUAAGGUACUACUGUAUGCACUUUCUUGCAGUACCUAGUUGUUAAUUACACACUAUAAUUGCUAUUAUAAUUAGGCUAGGAGUUCACAACCACCAUUUGAAUGGUGUUACUCCUUAAUAGAUACCAAUGUUAUGGUUCCUUCAGUCUUACACACUCAGGGGAAGCCUCUCCCUAUAGCAGCACCUUUUUAUAACUGUUUUAAUGUCAUUUUAUUUUAUAGUCCUAUUUAUAAGUAUCCACUAAAAAUUACUUUUCAGUUAAACUGGUAAGUUGCGCUAUUGUUUGACAAUAAUAAUGUGGUCUCCAGAAGAUGUUAAUGAGGGUAUAUGUAAAAAACCUGAAAUUCAUUUUUAAUUUAUACUCAGUUCAUGAAUAUCUGCCAAAAAUAUUGUAUUUCAGUUUCUAAGUUCUUUGAUGCAAUCUUUGUUUGCACUCUAAGCUGGUUUCAUUUUGUCUACUUUAAUUGUUAAACAGCUAAUAUUUUAAAACAGAAGUAUACAUGAAAUAUAAGAAAAAUUAGCUGUUGUCGAUUUGCUGUAAAAGUUUAUUGCUUUAUUGUAGUGGUUUAACAACUGACCAUUUUUGACUGUGGAAAGAAAAAACGUUUAAUAAUAAUAAAAAUAGAGACCCAUGAGUGCUUUUGAUAUUUGCUAAGGCUAGUCCCACACAGGCAAUAAAAUGUUAUCUGCGGCUCUGGUAACAGAAAAAGAGUGUUUCACCACAUAUAAGAUCAUGAGAUGCCUUUAAAGCAACUGUGAGUGCUAGAUUCAUGUUGUGUCAUAGGCACCAGAGAGAGAAACUGUUAAAGGGGGACCUGUCACCCUAACUAGUAAUUGCAGAUCCUAUUUUAUUAAGCUAGUCAAGCAAAAUAAACUUUAC